Molecule: messenger RNA, 3702 nt
Organism: Pygocentrus nattereri (red-bellied piranha)
Lineage: Eukaryota; Metazoa; Chordata; Actinopteri; Characiformes; Serrasalmidae
Exons: 29
Coding region: 265-3312 (1015 amino acids)
Cellular component (GO): plasma membrane
Molecular function (GO): carbonate dehydratase activity; zinc ion binding
Source: RefSeq, a predicted model, not a curated record
GUUCACUAUAAAAACUCAGCAAACAAAGGGUCCUGUUUUCCUCCCUGGCUGAAAACACGGCUACCUUCCUCUGGAGUCUAUUCAUAGUGAGUGCACAUGGAAUGAUGUGGGUGGAUGCAGCUUGUGACUGUGAUCUGAUAGAGAAAAUUCCACAGGCCCGCAAUGUCAGUGACACACCCCCAGCCAAUGUAUAUUAAAGCAGAGAAUGUGUGUGACUAAUAGUGAUCUGCUGGACUACAGAGUGGAGAACAUCUCUACACAAAGAUGAAAGCCCAGCUAGUCACACUUGUUGCUGCCUGUCUGCUUGGCACUGUUCUCAGUGACGGCUCCACUGUAGCUUGGUGUUAUCACCUGCCGUCCUGCGAUUACACCACAUGGCCACAUACAGUAACCAACCACUGCAACGGCACCCAUCAGUCUCCCAUCAACAUCGUGACUGCUGAUGUCCAGGCAGAUCCCAGCCUGACCACCUUCAGUUUCACUGGGUUUAAUGACAGCUCUGCACUCUUGCAAAUACAAAAUGCAGAUGGAAAGUCAGUGAAGGUGUCUCUGGAUGACAGUAAGAUGAGUGUGUCAGGAGGGGGUCUUUCAGGAGUCUACAUUAGCACGCAGUUCCAUCUUCACUGGGGCAACGGCAGCACUUCAGCCGGGUCAGAGCAUGCAGUGAACGGCAAACAGUAUCCAAUGGAGCUGCACAUAGUAAACAUGAAGUCCACUCUUCCCAACAUGACUGUCGCUCUCAAGGACCCAACAGGAUUGGCUGUUCUUGGUUUCUUCAUUGAAGCAACUAGUGACAGCGGCAAGCCGGAGAGCUGGAAGAGCCUCACCUCAUUCUUGUCCAGUGUUCCUAACCAAGGUGACGUAGUGGACAUUAUGAACCAGAUAACAAUGGACAGUCUGCUUCAAGGAGUGGACAGGGCUAAAUACUAUCGCUACCAUGGCUCGCUGACCACACCAUCCUGCGACGAAGCCGUGGUGUGGACUGUCUUCAAAGACCCCAUCAAAGUCAGCCAAGAUCUGAUCAACCUCUUCAGCACCACCAUGCACAUCAACACAAAAGCUCAGCCUCUGAUCACCAACAACUUCAGAGGAAUUCAGUCAAUGAACGGCAGAGUCGUAACGUCCCAGCCUUCCUCAGCAUCCACACCUUACCAGGCCCUGUCCUUGACCGCUGCUCUGCUGUACUACAUACUGUUGGCGCUGACCAAAAAAAAAAAACAACAAAACAAAACGGUCUUUAGGCUAAAUGAGUGUUGCGAUAGCAGCCCAAUCAGUAGAAUGGUUCUCUCGCUGGUUUUGAGCUGUCUUGCUGUUUGGCUGACUUCUGCCGCGGUUAGUAGUGCAGAUCCUCCAGUAGGUUGGUGCUAUAACUUGCCGUCGUGUAAUGAAUCUACCUGGCCCUCAAUUGCCGGUGCGUACUGCAACGGAACACGUCAGUCUCCAAUUAACAUCAUGACUGCCAGCGUUAAAGCCAAUGAGAACUUGACUGCAUUAACGUUUAAGGGUUUUAAUGACGGCACAGCCUUGACUGAGAUUCAAAACAGUGGCCGGGAUGUUAAGGUAAUUCUGAAUCACGAGAAGAUGGCAGUUGAAGGAGGAGCUCUUCCAGGCAUGUACAACUGCAGCCAGUUCCACCUUCACUGGGGCAGCGGCAGCUCUGUGCCAGGAGCUGAACACACCAUAGACGGCAAACGAUAUGCAAUGGAGUUGCACGUUGUGAACGUCAAAGCAGAGUACAAUUCAACUGCAGAUGCACUGGCAGAUCCGACGGGCCUGGCUGCUCUUGGGUUCUUUAUUGAGGCAACCAACGACACUGGAAAACCUGAAAGCUGGAAGACCCUAACCUCCUACCUGGCAGAGAUCUCAAAUGCAGGGGACGCAGUAGCCCUCACCCAGCCCAUCUCCAUGGACAGUCUACUCAAAGGAGUGAACAGGUCUCGAUAUUAUCGCUACCUUGGCUCCCUGACCAUCCCCAACUGCAACGAGGCUGUGGUGUGGACAGUAUUUAAAGACCCUAUUCAAGUCAGCAGUGACCUGGUUGACCUCUUCAGCACUAUACUGUAUGUCAACAAGAGCACCAACUCUCCCCUGAUGACAAACACCUUCAGGAGCACUCAGUCCAUAAAUGGCAGGGUUGUGACCUCGCAGGUGGGAAGCAGCAAAGCCAGUUUCCCGUCGUCCUCGAGAGCUACCCGGCCUUUCCUCACGUUCUCCUUCAUCGUGGCGCUCCUGUUUGUCACCUUCUGUUGUGCCUGUUGGAAUGCAGUGAAGCUGUGGUGGGGACUGUUUAAGGACCUGGUCAGAGCCGUGACCUGCAUAGAACGAGGGUCAUUAACAGUGUCUGCUAGACUACAGAGUGGUCAACAUCUCUGCUCAAAGAUGAAAGCCCAGCUAGUCACACUUGUUGUUGCCUGUCUGUUUGGCACUGUUCUCAGUGACGGCUCCACUUUAGCUUGGUGUUAUCACCUGCCGUCCUGCAAUUACACCACAUGGCCAACUAAGAUACCCCACCACUGCAGUGGUGCCCGUCAAUCUCCCGUCAAUAUUGUGACUGCUGAUGUCCAGGCAGAUCCCAGCCUGACCACCUUCAGUUUCACUGGGUUUAAUGACAGCUCUGCACUCUUGAAUAUAAAAAAUGCAGAUGGAAAGUCAGUGAUGGUUUCCCUGGAUGACAGUAAGAUGAGUGUGUCGGGAGGGGGUCUUUCAGGCCUCUACAAGAGCAAACAGUUCCACCUCCACUGGGGCAACGGCAGCUCUUCAGCUGGAUCGGAGCAUACUGUGAACGGCAAACGGUAUCCAAUGGAGCUACACAUAGUACACAUGAAGUCCACUCAUCCCAGCAUGACUGUCGCUCUUGACGACCCAACAGGAUUGGCUGUUCUUGGUUUCUUCAUUGAAGCAACCAAUGACAGCAGCACACCGGAGAUGUGGAAGAACCUGACUUCAUUUUUGUUGAAGAUUUCUAGAAAAGGUGACGUGGUGGACAUUAAGAACCAGAUCACGAUGGACGGUCUGCUCAAAGGAGUAAACAGGACUAGAUACUAUCGCUACCUCGGCUCGCUGACCACACCGUCCUGCGACGAAGCCGUGGUGUGGACUGUCUUCAAAGACCCCAUCAAAGUCAGCCAAGAUCUGAUCAACCUCUUCAGCACGUCCGUGUACAUCAACACAACAGCUCAGCCUCUGAUCACUAACAACUUCAGAGGCGUUCAGGCCCUGAAAGGCAGAGUCAUAAAGUCUCAGCCUUCAUCAGCAACCACACCUUACGAGGCCCUGUCCCUGACCGCUGCACUGCUGUACUAUUUACUAUAGCAAGUUCAAGAAAUGUUAGCUCACCUUAUUAGUUCCUCAGUAUGUAUUCAAGGGGUUAUUCUGCUAAGGACUCUUAUUGUGAAGGCAGGAUAGCUUUCCCCGAGGGGAUAUGUGUGGAGCAGGAAGGGCUUAGUUCAGUCGAGAGCUGAGGACUGAGAGAAUCAGGUGUAGCUGAGGCUGUUAGAGAAAAGCUGAGCUUAUGUAUGGCGUGGCUGUGGCCGCCAACAGCUGUUUAAUAACCAUGACUUGUGUUAACAAUGGUACACGCUACAGUGCUGCCUUGGAUAGAGUUGAUAUGCGAUGACAGGACAUCUUUGCAUUUUUGAACAGUUCAUUUUUUCAAGUUUAAAUUAUUUUUCUGCCUUUGCUCAGUGUGUGGACAAAACACAA